Dunckerocampus dactyliophorus (ringed pipefish) is the source of this 1929-nucleotide messenger RNA. RefSeq names its product LIM homeobox 6b (gene lhx6b). Lineage: Eukaryota; Metazoa; Chordata; Actinopteri; Syngnathiformes; Syngnathidae. Gene Ontology annotation, molecular function: RNA polymerase II transcription regulatory region sequence-specific DNA binding; DNA-binding transcription factor activity, RNA polymerase II-specific. The transcript is spliced from 7 exons. Gene Ontology annotation, biological process: forebrain neuron development; neuron differentiation; regulation of transcription by RNA polymerase II. Bases 574 to 1551 code for a protein of 325 amino acids. Gene Ontology annotation, cellular component: nucleus. The record is from RefSeq and is a predicted model, not a curated record.
AACUGUAUUCUGAUAUUAAGAUGACCGUUAGGUAGAAAAUGUACAUAUUUCUGCAAGAAUAAUGCAUGUUGAAGCCUGCUGAGAUUUAUUGUGACAAUGUUUACCUUUACAAGUACAAUGUAUUUUAAAAUAGUAAAUAGGCUACAGGGCUAUUUCGGAAAAACUAAUUGCAUUUCAAGCCCUAAAAUCAACUGUAUCUUAGUGGCGUUCGUCUUUAAAACGUGCGUGAAAUAAAACAAAAUGUAUCAUUACUGAACUGUAAGACCUUGAAAGCCUGUAAUCAUGUUUAUUUCGGUGAUACUGCUCUUAAAAACGUACAUGUUGUAUGUAUUUUAUUUUAAAACACGAUCCGAUUCCCUCAGUUCCGUCGUUAUUGAAAAAUACGUUUGAGAACGUUUCGUUUUCUAAGGAAAAAAAGGUGCAUAUUUUGGAAAAAAUAUAUACAUUUCAAGGCCGAUAUUUUUUCAUAAUGCAAACUGUAUAGAACUGAGUGUGUGUGUGUGUGUGUGUGUGUGUGUGUAUACAAAGACAAUCCAUUUCCAAGCAUUUCACUGUCACCUUUAAGAGAGGGGUAUGCCGUCCCUCUGUGUUGUAACGCCGACACUUCCGCCACAGUCUAAGCCGGAGGUGAAGCAGGAGGCCGGCGCGUGCAGCUCUCCGCAGGCCGCCUGCCUGUGCUCUCCCGCGGGGGCCGAGAAGAAGCAGUGCGCCAGCUGCGGCAUGGACAUCCACGACAGAUACCUGCUCAAGGUGAACGACCUGAACUGGCACCUGAGUUGUCUGGAAUGUUGCGUGUGUAGAACCUCCCUGCGUCAGCACAGCAGCUGCUACGUGAAAAACAAAGAGAUCUACUGCAAGCUGGACUACUUCAGUAGGUUUGGCACGAAGUGCGCCCAGUGUGGCCGCCAGGUGUACGCCAGCGACUGGGUGAGGCGGGCGCGGGGCAGCAUCUACCACCUGGCCUGCUUCGCCUGCUUCUCCUGCAAAAGGCAACUGUCCACGGGGGAGGAGUUUGGCCUGGUGGAGGGCAGGGUCCUCUGCCGCAGCCACUACGACGUCAUGCUAGACAACCUGCGCAGAGCGGCGGAAAACGGAACUGGGCUGACUCUGGAGGGGGCGCUGCCCUCCGACCAGGACUGCCUGCCCAAACCGACCAAGAGGGCGCGUACGUCGUUCACGGCAGAGCAGCUGCAGGUGAUGCAGAGCCAGUUUGCUCAGGACAACAACCCUGACGCUCAGACUCUGCAGAAACUGGCUGACCUGACGGGACUGAGCAGGCGAGUCAUCCAGGUUUGGUUCCAGAACUGCCGGGCGCGACACAAAAAGCAGCCCCCCGCAGGCGGCUUCUCUCACAGCAGCACCUCGCUGGCCAGGAUGCCCCCCUCCCUGCACGAAGACCACAUACAGUACUCCCCCUUCAGCAGCCCCGACAGGCCACAUCUACUGUCCCUGCACGGCUACCUGGAGAGUCAUCCCUUCUCAGUUCUUGCAGCUCCGGGUCACUUGAGCCACCCAGGCCUCCCUUUACCACAACUGCCCAUCAGCCGCUGACAUCCUGCAUCCACCCUGCAUCCACCCUCGCGCCACUUAGAGGAUGCCAUCAAGUUUCAGCCUUUGACUUCAAUUCCUACCAUUGAUCGCCUGUGGAGAGAUGAACAUUUUUUUUUUUAUUUGCCUUUUUUGUUGAGGACUCACUAAACACAGAGUCAUGCUUUUGUCCUACCUGCAAUUCAUUCAACCCGCAGCAAACGAUAGAAACGACGACUGUUGGCGAGCACGAAUGCAGCGUCUAAUGUGGUCUGUUGUUGUGUUGUCGUGAGAACGUGGACGCUCUUAUUUAUUCGGAAGAAAAACUCAGCACUUUUUAAAAUGUGUCUUGGCCGUACAUAGGGUACAUGUUGUAAAUAAGCUUGAAUAAAGCACCCAAGG